Messenger RNA from Uranotaenia lowii, 2552 nucleotides. RefSeq lists its product as uncharacterized. Gene Ontology annotation, cellular component: P-body; cytosol. Gene Ontology annotation, biological process: neurogenesis. The transcript has 3 exons. The record is from RefSeq and is a predicted model, not a curated record. Gene Ontology annotation, molecular function: protein binding. The coding region runs from base 166 to 1914 and encodes 582 amino acids. Lineage: Eukaryota; Metazoa; Arthropoda; Insecta; Diptera; Culicidae.
UUGAGCUGUCAUGCAUGCAUAUGGUUUGUUUUCCAGGGUUUUUCAUAAAGAAUCCAGACUCGGUACAGUCAGACGCAUAACAUUGAACUAUUCUAAAAAUUACAUUAAGAUCAUCGUUUGAAGAUCACCGUUGCGCUGUAAAGAAAUCAAGCGAAAUAAAAAACAAUGGAUCCGAUCAUUGACUGGCAAAUUUCUCGGCAUGACAUUAAAUCCCGCGGCCAGUAUCUGUUGGAAACUGGAAAGUGGGCUGACUGCCACUUUUUGGUCGGGCAGGAACCAAAUCAUCAGAUGCUAGCGGGGCAUAAGCUAAUUUUGGCGAUGGCGUCCCCCGUUUUUGAAGCUAUGUUUUACGGUGGAUUGGCUGAGAAGAGUGAUCCGAUACCAAUUCUCGAUUUGGAUCCGUCGGCCUUCAAAUCGCUUCUAGAGUACAUAUAUACGGAUAAGAUCAGUAUCAACUCAGUGGACAAAGCCUGCGAGCUGUGCUAUGGGGCCAAGAAAUACAUGCUGCCGCAUGUUGUAGAGCAAUGUAUCACAUUUUUGUGGUCAGAUCUGUGCCCAAAGAAUGUUUGUAGAGCUUAUGAGUUUGCUAAACUAUUUGAGGAACCUCGUUUGAUGGAAAAAUGUCUGCAAAUCAUGUGUACAAAAACCAUCGAUGUCAUCCAAGACUCCAGCUUCGAAGAUGUUGAACUCAGCACGAUUAUAACCAUUUUGGAUCAAGAUGUUUUGAACAUCGAUUCGGAAUUGAACCUUUUUUGGGCUAUCAAUAAGUAUGCUGAAAAGCAUGGCCUUUGUUCUAGUAGAGAUACCAACCAGACCGGAAACGAUGCAGAGCAGAUUGAAUCUCCCCCAUCACCUCCGACUGUAGAAGAUGAGGCAGGCCCAUCGAACGCUCUACGGAAUCCACAAAAUAAUCCUGUUGGCAACAACGAUCAGCAAGCUGGACCAGCCGCUGUCAUAGCUGUUAAUCCCGGCCGACAGCAAGAACUGCCAACGAUUCGAGAUGCUAUCCGUCGUAUACGGUUUCUCUCCUUGAACCCACAACAGUUUGCCGAAGGUCCGGCCAGGACAAAUUUAUUAACACAAUCAGAAGCAUUUGCGAUUUUGAUGAACAUUUCGACUUCCAACAGCUGCUACCCCAUGCCGGACGGAUUUACUACCAAUAAAAACACCAGAAACACAUUUCCCGAUUCAUCGCCUUCUAGUCCGUUAGCAGGUCCUAGUGGAAACCAGCUGGUUCAUCGUCCAGGUGGUUCAGCGGGUCCGAGCGGGCUCUUCCCACAACACGUUCCACCUCCUCAACCUGCUCCGCUCCCUUCACAAACGGUACCAGCUCCGGCUCCGGCUCCAGUUCCUCCAGCGCACCCAGAAAAUCCAGAAAGCCCCUUCUACCCUGACUAUUUGGAUGAAAUACGGGGCAAUGAUUCCAACUACGAUCGCAAGUAUUAUUGUCGCAGAAUAAUGCGCCAACAGACAGAAUGUCUCAACACUUCAGUGUUGGAUUGCUCAUUGACAUUCAUCGUGGAUAGAUCUGUGUGCAUCAUUGGUAUCGAGGUACCGACCCAGGUUCAAGGGUCAUCUAUUGUCGGCAACGAUCGAUACUCCGAGCUGCUGUAUGCUCAUCUCUUGGAUGCCCAUGGUUCUCGUUUAACCUAUACACACUGCAAUCAGCGAGUGCAGUACAAUUCAAUGCUGGAAAUUUCUUUCGAUCGACCGGUCUUUGUCCAAAGACACAAGAUGUACAAGAUUGGCGUCGUUUUCAAUAAAGUGGGAUGGUAUCCGGUUAGUCAGUCGGUGGCAAAAGUGAACUGCGAUAAUGUAUGUUUCAGAUUUUGUGUCGGCUCUCAAUCGGAGUCGGUUCGUGAUGGUCUCAUUCGCACGAUUGUCUUUACCUAUACUCGUGACGGAAUUGCCUAAUGGGAUUUGUGAUGAUUAUGAUUAUUUCCGAUAUGUGUGUUAUGUACUAGAUAAUCAUUUUGUUCUGGUGGUGUUUGUUCUAAUGCCAAUAAUGAAGGCGCAAUAAAUCGGAAAUCGUAUGCAGCUACAUGAUAAGUAUAUACUUAAUAUCGAUAAUUUCAGUAGUUUGUGCACAGAAAACAGCGAAUAUGGGACAUCGUGUAUCAAUAGAAUAAAGUCGUGUUUCGGGUAGCAAAUAUUUAAUAUCAAGUGAAAAGCACACUUUCAGUUUGAAUUGUCCUCAUGAAUAGAAAAAAAAUAUGUGUCAUAAAGUCACAAGUUGGCAUUUUAGGGUACAGAUAACGAAAGGUAUACCCACAUUUAUGCUUACGUUACACGAAUAUCAGCUUUUCAAAUUAAACAAAAAUACAUUGUUCAUCGUUUGCUGUUUCUCUUUAUGGUGCACAAUCCAAAUAAAACCUAAAUCAAAGCGCGUUGCGCAAUAACCACUCUGAUGCCCUAUUUAACAUUCAAGAGUUUAAAUGAGCAGAAAUAUGUCUGUCUAAUCGCAAUAUACGAAAUGAUAGCAUCUUAAUUUAACAACAAAUAUGUGUACCUAUCUGAUAAAAUUCGUAUAACAAACAAGAUUCUUCAAAUAA